CGCCGCAGCGCGCGCGCAAUCGCCAUGGACGACAGGUUGGGUCAGUACAAGCCGGCAUUGGCGGCAUACUUCGAGAUCCAUCCCGGCCCCGAGGUCGAUAUUCAGACCCUGCUGAGUCGGUGUCCUCAAUUCGCGACCCUCCUCAUCCAGAAUCCGACCAUGUGCCUUCCUGUACUCGAGUCGGCGUUUGUCCAACAGGUGUCGACGUCGAUGCCGCCGCAGCUACAACUGACCAACGUGCCACCGUGUCUGAAGAAGCGCGUGAGUGCAUUGCGCAGCAAAGAAGCUGUUGGACUCAUGGGGGUGGAGGGCACAGUCGUACGGAUUGGAUUGACGCGAAUGCUGGAGAAAGUCCGACAGUUUGAAUGCGCGAAGUGCAACACGACGUGGGAAGUCACGUCAAAACCCGAAGAACACAAUCGCAUGAUGGUCCCGCGCGCUUGCAUCUCUCGAGGAGCAUGCAAGUCGACAAAUAUCCGCGAGAUCAAGGGAAGCAAAGUGUGCGUCGACUACCAAGUACGUCGCGCAUUUCUCCAUUAAGAAUGGAAACAUCAGAAGCACGAUUCUUGAAAACCUUGUGCCACCUCCGACAGACGAUCAAGCUGCAAGAGCAAGUGUCCAAGCUUGGCGUCGGGUCCAUUCCGCGCUCCAUCAUGGUCAUCUUGGAAGGCGCAUUGGUGGACAGUGUCAAAGCAGGCGAUGACGUCGUCGUCGUGGGGACAUUGAUCAAGUGCUGGAAACCGUGCAUCAAGGACGUCCGCUGCGACUUGGAAACCGUGAUACAAGCGAGUAGCAUUCGACUCAAGAACGUGAACGGAACGGCCAGGGCGCUUGUGACGGACGACGUGCGCCGCGAGUUUGAGCAGUUCUGGCACGAUUACCGCGAGCAUCCGUUGGAAGGGCGAAAUGUGAUCUUGGGCAGCAUUUGUCCCCAAGUGUACGGGCUCUUCAUCGUGAAAUUGGCCGUCGCGUUGACCGUCGUCGGAGGCUGCUCGUACGUGGAUGGGACUGGCAUGAAGACCCGCGGCGAUUCCCACAUGCUGCUCAUUGGCGACCCCGGAACAGGCAAGUCCCAGUUCUUGCGGUUCACUGCCGAACUGAGUCCGCGGUCUGUCUUGACCACAGGGAUCGGCACAACCAGCGCGGGCUUAACGUGCACGGCUGUCAAAGAUGGCGGCGAAUGGAUGCUUGAAGCCGGCGCGCUCGUCCUGGCCGACAGAGGCGUGUGCUGCAUCGAUGAAUUCAGCAGCAUCACAGCGCACGACCGCGCGUCGAUCCACGAAGCGAUGGAGCAGCAAACGUUGAGUGUCGCCAAGGCAGGGCUUGUGUGCCAACUCAACACGCGCACGACUGUCUUUGCAGUCACCAACCCGAAAGGCCGAUAUGACCCGAACGCAGACGUGUCGGUCAACACGGCGAUUGCGAGCCCGCUGCUGAGUCGCUUCGACAUCAUUCUGGUGCUUUUGGAUACAGUGCAAAAAGAGUGGGACGAACGGGUGUCCUCGUUUAUCUUGGACCAGGCGGCGGCGUCGGCCGAGUCUUUCCGCAGCAGCCCUCGUGGCGACGGCGCACCACGUGGGCCACAACGCCCCGAUCGAACACGGUGGUCCAUUGCAAAGCUGCAAGCGUACUUUUGCUACGUUAAAGAGACGUUCCAACCUCGCUUGUCCCGCAGCGCCAUGACUGUGUUGCAGCGCUACUACCAACUGCAACGAUCCUCGGACAUGCGGAAUGCCGCGCGAACAACAAUUCGGCUCCUGGAGAGCCUCACGCGGAUAUCCCAGGCGCAUGCCAAGCUCAUGUGCCGGUCGGAAGUGUCGGUGCAGGACGCCGUCGUUGCUGUAUACAUCACGGAAACGUCGAAGUCGGCAGACUCGAUGCUCGGAUACGAGUCGGUGCUCCACAAGAGUUUCAGUCCCGACCCUACGACCGAGUACUACCAGCACGAAGAGGUCAUUCUAUCCCAGUUGUCGCUGACCGAGCUCUCGACGAAACCUCCUCCGCACGACCGACCCACCACGACGGGCGACUGCCAACGCCCGAGCGUUGACGAGAGUCGGAAGGAUCGACCUGCGCGAGUCGACGUUCCGAAUCGAUGGAGCCAAGCUGUGGACGCCCAUCGUAGCCAGCGACCAACUCAACACGACGAGAACCCACCCACGGCGCAGUCGCGGUUCACCUCCAAGUGGAAGAAGUAUCGGAGAGAUGCCUCGAGCAUGUUUUAACUUGAUUCAGUCGUAUAUAUACUUGGGACCUCGCAACGGAUAUCCAUGGCGACAGGAAUGCACGCAACAGCACGAAACGGGACAAGCAAUCGGUGCCGCCACUAGCAUGGGAAACGUAUCGAUGUAUAGACGCAUACUACAUGACAAGGGCAUGACGGUCGACUGAAUCCUCGUCAAUGUCUGUUCAUUUUGGCGCAUGCCGAUGAUGCCCAAACGUCAUCGACGUGAGAACCGGCAGAC
Molecule: messenger RNA, 2465 nt
Organism: Aphanomyces invadans
Lineage: Eukaryota; Oomycota; Saprolegniomycetes; Saprolegniales; Verrucalvaceae
Exons: 18
Coding region: 366-2225 (619 amino acids)
Biological process (GO): DNA replication; double-strand break repair via homologous recombination
Cellular component (GO): MCM complex; nucleus
Molecular function (GO): ATP hydrolysis activity; single-stranded DNA helicase activity; single-stranded DNA binding
Source: RefSeq, a predicted model, not a curated record